Messenger RNA from Trypanosoma grayi, 4098 nucleotides. RefSeq lists its product as hypothetical. The record is from RefSeq and is a predicted model, not a curated record. The coding region runs from base 1 to 4098 and encodes 1365 amino acids. Lineage: Eukaryota; Euglenozoa; Kinetoplastea; Trypanosomatida; Trypanosomatidae. The transcript has a single exon.
AUGUCGCGGUCCGCCCCACCGAUGCAGGCGCAACCCGCCGAUGUGGUCUUUGAGUCUCGCAGGGGUGGCACGCAGCGAGUGGCGGUGUAUCCAAUCGAAUUUGGCGCCUCCUCUGCUACUCUGGUGCAGCAGCUGGAGAAGCACAGCGGAAUUGACUUCAAGCACCAGCAGGCAUGCCAGCAGCAUUAUUACACAGGUGAAGUUGUUCGUGCCGACAGUAGUCACAACUGUGGGAGCAGCAGCAACCUCUUUAUCCCACAUGGAACAGGUACUUUGGUGUAUCUGCUGUACGCGAAGGGUGCUGCCAACUCCUCCGCGAAAUCUUCCAAGGUGUCGGUUGGGCUGCCGCCCAGCUUGGUGUCCAGUGAGUAUGGAGAUUUGGACGAUCUGCGCGGCGACACUGUGCUAAUUACCUUCACCAUUUACAAGGGUACGUUUAGCUACGGCAGGCGGCAGGGCCAAGGGCGGCUUACAGUGUAUCCCCGCUACACGCUGGACUGUGCCUGGGACGACGAUGCUCCUAUACUUGACCGCACUCCGUGUGUUCUGCGCUUCCUCGCCAAGUUUUCCACCGCACCUGACAAUUCGACCGCAGACAGGAAUAUGUUGCGACGCACAUCGGCUGCCUCGCGUGGUGAUGCCGAUCCGAGUGUAACGAAUCAGUAUGUUGGCAUGACGUCCUUGAUUUCCUCCGGGGUGACACCGCACCGAGGGUCGUUUGCAGGACUUGCGUGGGCCGAGCAGGUGCGCUUCGUGCCAGACGGUGUGGGUGAGAUGUUGUAUCCGAACGGUAUACGACACUGCGGCUGCUGGCAAUGCGGACAGCGGCACGGCUUCGGUGUCGAGUACGACCCGGGCAGCAGCACUGUCUACAUGGGUGGCUUUGUGUAUGAUCACCGGGAAGGGGCUGGUACUCUGCACUACUGCAGCACUGGCAUGCUGUUGUGUGGAAACUGGAAGGAGGGGAAGCUUGCCGACACGGCCAACGCAGUUCUUCCCACGUGGCCGUUCACCCUGCAGGGGGCGUUGUGGAAGAGCUACGAGAACUGGACAUUUGGCCACGGCACAUUGGUGCACUCGUGUGGUUCACUCAGUGGGGUGUGGGAGCCGCUGUUCGUUGCCUUUGACGAGAUGCUUUCCUCUGUUGCCGGGAUGCAGCAGGAUGCAUCAACGGGUGCCGCCACUACCGCUUCGGAAGAGGCAGCUCACGACGUCCAUGACUAUAGCGAGGCGAACAGCUUUCUGCCACUUCUCUCCUUUAUGAUGCAGCGCGAAGAGUUCAUGGCGGUGCUGGUGCCCUUCCAGCGGUGCUUUUACUUUCUCUACAAACCGUGCGACGGUAAGGGGUGGAGGCGGGACGGGGAGUCCAUCUCUUCUGAGAUGAAGGAGGAGAAAAUGGAGCAGCAAGUAUCGCCGCUGCAUCAGUCUUCGCACGUACGGCUUUCCUCGCCUAGAACGGGUGGUAUCGCCAUUUCUCGCGCCCCUCUGUUAGCGACAUGUGAUGACGGACCUCUCCCACGGCAGAGCCCGCUCGGCAGUUACCACAAUCGUCUCCUGAGCCCGCGUCGUAAGCAGCAACAACAACAACAACAACAGCAGCACUCCGAAGUGGAGUCCAAAGAAAGUUUAUCCCCGUUUCUCGCACAGCUGCGCGCGCUUGGCCGCGAUUCUCGUCGCGGGGGUGCGUCGCCGCUAGAGCGCAACUGCUCGUGCCCCUCGUGGUGCAACGAGGUUGGGGUGGGUGGUAACUGUGGUGGCGAUCGCAGCCUUGGGGAUGAUAUUGGCUGUUUCCACACCGAGAGAGUGGCGGAGGGUCUGGCCACGCGUAUGCCUCUGACGAAUAUGUUCGAACGCGCGAUGCAUGAUCUUGCCUCUUUUGUUUCCUCAGUGCGAUUACGACUCCUCUCGUAUGUCGCGGCACACCCGGCUGCGUGUGAUGUGUCUGUGAGUAAGAAUGUCCUCGCCGUCUGCUGGGACUCGGUUUAUUCCCUUGUAGCGCCGGUCGUUUACGAACUUGCGGCGGCAGCGGAGGCGGAGGCGGCAGCUGCCACAACGUUGGCGCUCCAGCGCUGUGUUGCACUCCGUCGUGGGGACUUUGUCCCGGCUGUUGCAUCGGCGGAGUGCUACAGCACUGAAAAGGCCGAAAAACAGCAGCAGCUGAGUGGGGAGGAGGAGGAGGAAGAGGAAGUAAAGAUGAGGUGCGCGAGGCUGUUCGCGUCGCCUGCUAUUCACUUCCGACGCGUUGAGGAGCAGACGACGCAUGGGCGGCUGCUGCGGUUCGGUCCCCACGUCGGCAGCAGGAAUGACAUCCCAGCGGUGUACGCGUCUCCGGCGGAUAUGUUUGGUGCCGUUGCGGCAAUGUGGCGUCACGCACGGCGUCACUCCCCGCGGAGUUCUCUUAUGCAGGAGCGGUGGAUGAGUAACGCCAUCGUAAGCGCAUUUGCCAAUGCAGCUGGGUGUGGUCCGUGUGACGGGCUCAGCCCUGUGGCGGUGCUGCGUGUGUUGCGUUUUCUUGCGUGUGAUGUCAGCCCACACUACCCGUUUCCAAGCGGGAAGAGCGACGAGUGUACAGAAACCGGCAGCAGCAGUCGUGAUGCGCGCAGCAUGGGAGAGCAUUCCUCACGCAGCGGCGCCACACACUACAGCAGGCACAACAAUAAUAGUAACAACAAAAAGGACGAUACUUGUGCCGGUGACGCGAAGGAUGGGGUGGCGGAUGUGGAGGGCGUGUCAGGAACCUUCACGACGUCAUUCUCGACAUCAAGGGGGGUGGUGGAAGUGCUCUCGGUUCUGACCGCAGCCAGCGACGGUUUAGAGCGGCUGCGUCAUGUGUAUCCAACUAUCCGCUUCAGUGUGUUACAUUCCCACGCAGACAAGGGCGCCAGUAAUGGGGAUGGAGAUGACUGCAACAAGAUGGGUGUUGUCUAUCCAUUGGAUGAGUUGGCAGUUCGUACGAGAUUUGUACUUUUUGCUGCUGUUCAAUUUGUACAGCAACACUGCAGAAGUAAGCAAGACGAGCAAGGGGAAAAUGAUGGGAACAUGAACAACGGUGAGGCGGCUGUGACAGAGCCCACUGAAAAUGAUAGUGCGAUGACAACGGCUCAGUGUAUUCAAUGGGUUCUUCGUUUGCCCCUGCGUGACAUGCAGCAGGCACUGCGGGAGCACGUGGAGGAGCGCCGCAGUGAUGUUCUUCCUGUGCAGGACGAGAAUAGGGGGGUCGUCGCUGCGGACCAGCAGCAGCAGCAGCAGCAUCUGAGUGCCCCGUCGUCUGAAGUGCUUUCGUGGGUCUUGGAGUGCAUUGGCGAUGUUUUGGAGUCCUCCCACUACCCGGCAACUCCAAAGAAGUGUGUGGCCCCAAGGGCUGCGUCAAGGCAGCAGCAACAGCAACAGGACGCAUCUCUAUUGGGCUCAUCGGUGAAUGAGCAAAAUGCGGAUGCUGUAAGUCCCAUGGCAGCUCCUUUGAAGCCAUACCUGGGUGACCCUGUUUCCGUUGCUACUGCAGACCCAGCGACCAACAGUGGCGAGGGGACGCGGUACCUAUCGUAUCAGUGGACACACUUCCUUCCCAUAGUCAUUUCUGCUUCUAACCGCAGAGCAAUCAUCCCAUCCGCUGAGACAUGUGAUGGUAACACCAACUCAUUUACAUCUUCAGAAGCAGCAGGAGCAGCAGCAAAGCAAGGUGCGCCAGAGUUACUCACGGAAAAUGAGAGUCUGCAAUUCUCGUUGCUCCAGCGGCACCUUGCCGAUCUUGGUAUCUUGGUAGAUAUGCAUAUGCGUUUCUGCUACGACAAUGAAGAAGAUGGAAUGAUUCCGACCCCUCUGCGCGGUACCAUGGGAACGACGCCUUCUCAGGAGGCGGGUGCUGCUUUUGGCAUGGGCCUGUCAGCACCGGCAAUCCCGACCGAGGCGGCUCGCUGCGUUGGCAAAGAGGCAACACUUUCUUUCCAGGUGGAUCUUGCGUUUUGUGGCACUCGGGCGUGGGAAUUGUUGGCGGAUGUUUGGAUCUCGGUCCUGCUUGCGUCACGUGUCGGCAGCGCAGCCGCUCAGCACACAAGGCGCAAAUGCGUCCGCACCGAUGUCCUAGAGAGUGUGAAUUGA